This is a messenger RNA of Salvia miltiorrhiza (redroot sage), 600 nucleotides long. Its product is annotated as major pollen allergen Ole e 10-like. The record is from RefSeq and is a predicted model, not a curated record. Bases 1 to 384 code for a protein of 127 amino acids. The transcript has 3 exons. Lineage: Eukaryota; Viridiplantae; Streptophyta; Magnoliopsida; Lamiales; Lamiaceae.
AUGGGGGCCUCAAAAAAUGGGGGCUCGAGCCCAGCAACGAGCCCCCCAUUGCUAUGCUCUAAGUGGUACUUAAAUGUGCAGCCAGCUCCAAAAACGUCGCCGUCGACCCAAGGCGGGAAGAAGUGGUGCGUGCCGAGGCCGGAGGCGACCGACGCCCAGUUGCAGGCGGACAUAGACUAUGUGUGCAGCCAAGGUGUGGACUGCAGCCCUAUUCAGGCAGGCGGCGCUUGCUUCAACCCGAACAACGUGAGGGCUCACGCGGCUUUCGUCAUGAACUCUUUCUAUCAGAAAGAAGGCCGUCACGACUUCAACUGUGUUUUCUCUGACUCUGCUGUCAUUACCACUACUGAUCCAAGUAAUGGUCCUUGCAAAUACAUCGCUUGAUUCCAUUAGCAGGAAAGGAAAUUUUCUCUUAUUAGGGAAAAUAACAUUUAUUUGUUAGUUUAGGCCUCUCUAUUUAUCUUGUAAUUUAUGUAUCAUUCUCCACUCUCUUUCCCCUAAAAAAAUAAGAAAAAAGAUAUUGUAUGAGUGGGAGAAAUAUUUAUGUAGAAAGUAUGGUAUGAGUUUGAUUAAUUGGGUAUUGCCAAAUUUUUUCCGCUA